AUGGCACCGCCAGAUCCGCAUCGCUGGACUUACACAGACUAUGUAUGCUUCUUACGAAGCCAUGGCUUCCACAACCUCGCAUGCUUGGACGACUAUCUUCGGUGGGGGGUUGAAGCGGCUCGAAAUUCGGCGGUUCCACGACCACAACAAGCAACAACAAUCCUGCUGGAGUUUGGAGCGUCGAGUUUUCGGACCUCAGAUUUGACCGACACGACGAAACUACGAGUUUUGCUGAAAGAAUGGACGAAGAAGACCCCCUCCACGCCUACAUCCACCGCACCAUCCAACGUACAGGGACGCAUCGUCAUGGUCAACAAUAUCAGCCCCGAGAUGGUCGAUACACUCGGCGGACUUCUCAACAUCGAGCCAGCGUUCUUUGCCUCUCACCUCGCUGAUCAUGGCAUCGGAAGCACCGGAGAAGUCAACACGUCCUCCCCACUGGCCUCACAGAACCAACGACAUCAGAAACACUUCUUCACCAUCGAAUACCCGUGCGCAUUUGUUGCGCAUAAUUGCGGCAAAGAUGUGGACAUCGACAAGCUCUACUGCAAAGGCAACUACCGGAGACGAGUUGAAGUGUGUUCGAAAUACGGCAAACACAAGGUCGCCCUCGCUCGAAGGAAGAUAUCCUUUUACAUGAAGACGUCCUUGGACCCGUGGCUAUGCGUCGUCCUCGUGGACCCACCCAUGACACACUUCACACUAGGUGCUGAGACCAGCUUUGGAGCAUACUCCCACACCCAGCGCAUGGACAUCUCGGGAUACCAGGGUGGGUAUCUCGACUUCAUUGAAAUGCGCCGCCCGGGCAGCAAGGACUCUCACGACUACCGCGCAUGCGGCUCUCGCCCCAUGUGUCCCAAUCCGUUCGACGAUCUCUGCCGACAUUGGCAUAUCAUGGCGCGGGACGGGCAGCUCAACCCAGCCGACAGAAGCAUGCUCAACAUCAUGCGGCCCGCCUUCCAGAUCGCCGCCAGCGAGUGCACAAACUUCUUCGAAUACAUCCGCUCGACACUCGAAAGCCAGCCCAUCUCCACAGCGCUCGCCCUCGAGCCACAAAAGGCCAAGAGGAUCCUCGACAAAGUCAUCUCUCUGGACUCGAUGCUGAGCCGAUACAAACCCAUUCUCACCCGCAUCAAAACCUUCGUUGGUCCCGCGUCGGAUCUCAACGAUGACUACCGAGCGCUGCUGAUCGAUCUGCACCACUAUCGCGCCGAGUGCGACAGUCAAAUGCAGCACAUCCUAGCCGUCUCACAGGUACAGGACACAUUGUCCCUGGCGUCCAUCGAGUUCGAAUCUACCAGACACGCCGACUAUUCACGAUACCUGACCAUCAUUGCGCUCAUAUACGCUCCCUUUGCGCUUGCGUGCGCCAUCUUCAGCCUGCCGCACGACUUUGCCCCGGCAGCUCACUAUCUAUAUGGCUUCCUGCCUGCCACAGCGGGCGUGGCCAUCGUGUUCCUUCUCCUCGUGCUUCCGGAGGCGCGAGACCCGCUUCCGACCAUCAAGGCCACUAUUUGCGGAGGGUUGACGAGGAAGAAACUGCUAGCGAAGCCGAGUAGUCGCAGCACGAUUACCCAGUCACAGAGCGAAAAGUUUGUCGAGGACGUAUGA
Messenger RNA from Exophiala spinifera, 1611 nucleotides. RefSeq lists its product as uncharacterized. The transcript has 2 exons. The coding region runs from base 1 to 1611 and encodes 536 amino acids. Lineage: Eukaryota; Fungi; Ascomycota; Eurotiomycetes; Chaetothyriales; Herpotrichiellaceae. The record is from RefSeq and is a predicted model, not a curated record.